Neomonachus schauinslandi (Hawaiian monk seal) is the source of this 1362-nucleotide messenger RNA. RefSeq names its product ankyrin repeat and SOCS box containing 16 (gene ASB16). Gene Ontology annotation, molecular function: transmembrane transporter binding. The transcript has 5 exons. Lineage: Eukaryota; Metazoa; Chordata; Mammalia; Carnivora; Phocidae. Gene Ontology annotation, biological process: intracellular signal transduction; neuronal action potential; negative regulation of delayed rectifier potassium channel activity. Gene Ontology annotation, cellular component: synapse; membrane; axon initial segment. The record is from RefSeq and is a predicted model, not a curated record. Bases 1 to 1362 code for a protein of 453 amino acids.
AUGGCAGAGGAGACCUUCCCGUUCACCUCCUCCACGCGGCGGGCUCUCCGGCUACAGCAGGAGUGGCUGGAGUGGGAGGACCGGCGGCGGGCCGCGGCCCAGCAGUGCCGUAGCCACAGGUGCCCCCCCAGUGCCCGGGCCCGCCUCACCAGGCCGCGCCACUGCUGCCAAGACCCAGCCGUGCACAACGCUCUGUUCUCCGGUGACCUGCGCCAGGUCCAAGCCCUGUUCCAAGAGGAAGACGCUGCCAACAUGAUUGUGGAGACUGUGAGCAACCAGCUGGCCUGGUCAGCUGAACAGGGGUUCUGGGUGCUGACCCCCAAGACGAAGCAGACGGUGCCCCUCACCAUCGCUGCUGCCCGAGGCUACACUGACUGCGCCCGCCACCUGAUCCGGCAGGGAGCUGAGCUGGAUGCCCGGGUUGGGGGCCGGGCAGCCUUGCAUGAGGCCUGUGCCCAGGCCGAGUCUGACUGUGUGCAGCUGCUGCUGACCUUUGGUGCCAAGGCCAACGUGUUGUCCGAGGAGGGCACGACCCCCUUACACCUCUGCACAGCCCCUGAGUCCUUGAAGUGCGCCAAGCUGCUGCUGGAGGCGGGAGCGACCGUGAACGUGGCGGCGCGGGACAGCGAGGUGACGCCCCUGCACGUGGCGGCGGCUCGUGGCCUGGAGGAGCACGUGGCGCUCUACCUGGAGCACGGAGCCCACGUGUACCUGCGCACCAGCCAGGGCGAGACGGCGCUGAACGCUGCGUGCGCGGCGGCCGAGGGCCCAGGCAGCGGCGGGCGGCACCAGGCGGCAGCGCGCCGGCUCCUAGCGGCCGGGGCUGAUGCCCGCGCUGCCGGCCGCAAGCGCCACACGCCGCUGCACAACGCCUGUGCCAACGGCUGCGGGGCCCUGGCCGAGCUGCUGCUGCGCCACGGCGCCUGCGCUGGAGUGCCCAACGCGGCGGGCCACACCCCCCUGGACUGCGCGCUGCUGGCCGUGCGGGAUGCCCCCGGCUGGGAGCCCGAGGGCCUCUUGGCAGCGCUGCUGGACUACGGGGCCCAGCCUGUGCGCCCUGAGAUGCUGAAACACUGUGCCAACUUCCCUCGGGCCCUGGAAGUCCUGCUUAACGCCUACCCUUGUGUCCCCUCCUGUGAUACCUGGGUGGAGGCAGUACUCCCAGAGCUGUGGCAGGAGCACGAAGCCUUCUACAUCUCAGCCCUGAGCAUGGUGAACCAGCCGAGGCGGCUGCAGCACCUGGCCCGGCUGGCUGUGCGUGCUCAACUGGGUAGCCGCUGCCGACAGGCCGCUGCUCACCUCCCGCUGCCCCCGGUCCUCAGGGACUACCUGCUGCUGUGUGUGGAGGGGCGGAUCCAGUGA